UCAUUGUGUCUCCAAGAUAUUACACUUUACUCUGUAAACAGAUAUGAAUUCAGCGACCGCACUGUUGUAUACUUCCUUAUGCGACUGCGUCUCUUCUGUACACUUGUUUCACAUAUAACCUAAAUAUGCCCCUUGAGUUUGUUCAUUCCCCUACUCAACAAACCUUUGACAUAGGAUCAAGACUUACUCGUCUCUUAACCCUGUUGUUUUCCCUGGUAAUAGUGUUCAACACCAUCUUCGCUUUCUCAGUGCUUGUGAACUUAAAGUCACUAGACACCUGUAUGUUUCUUUCUAGUGACUGCUCCUGGUCUGCCCAUAUUGAUUAUAUCAAAGACAAAGCAUGGUCCCGUGUUAAUAUUCUACGUUCGCUCAAGUUUACUCUUGAUCGUCUCACCCUUGAGACAAUUAAUAUGACCUUUAUCCGACCAUUGCUUGAAUACGGCGAUAUUAUAUUUGACAACUGCACUGCAGGGGAAAAGCAGGAACUUGACAAAAUACAACACGAGGCUGCGAGAAUCGUCACAGGUGCAACAAAGCUAGUUUCUAUUGAUAAACUUUACAGUGACCUGAACUGGCAGCCCCUUUCAGAUCGCCGCACCAACCACAAACUUAUUUUUAUGUUUAAAAUCAAAUCCAAUAUUAGUCCUACAUACCUUGUUAAUCUCAUUCCUUUACGCCCAGCCGAUCCUAGGUACAAUCUUAGAAACUCUUCGGAUAUUCCACUUAUACAUUGCAGAUCCACACUAUACUAUAACUCUCUUGUUCCGUCUGCCAUUCGUGCUUGGAAUACUCUCGAUUCAAGUUUCAAGUCCGCUGACUCAAUACAAAGUUUUAAAAGGCUGAUUAGUAAUACUCCUAAGGUUCCUCAUUAUUUUAACACAGGCCCUAGGCGUUUACAAGUCCAUCACACUAGGCUUAGGCUAGACUGUAGUCUACUUAAUUAUGAUCUUUACCGGAAGAAUAUUAUUUCCUUACAAGCUUGUCUCUGUGGUGACUCUGAAUCUGUCCGCCAUUUUAUGUUAUUUUGUCCCCUUUAUACCUCCUACAGAGAGGAUAUGUUCGAGUCAAUAAAUUUGCUCGUCCCUGGUACAGCUAUCACGCUCGACUUAUUGCUAAAGGGUAACGUUCGAUUUACUGAUCCCUUCAACUCGCAGCUUUUUUCUAUUGUUUACUCAUACAUUGAUUCUACCAAGAGGUUUAUUUGAGUACUAACUCUCUAAACAGCUUAUGUGUGCGUUGAAAUUCAUCUAAUCUGUUUACUAUGAGACACAUCAUUCCCAUAAUCUUCUACUGUUUCUAAUGAUUUUGUAUUAUGAGCGCUUAACUCAUUUUAUCUAUAUGUUUGACUUACUAAAAUAUUUACAUUUUACUAUAGCAAUAUUCAUUUGUAGUACCGCUCAACUUAAAACUUGCUCUAUGUUUGAUUUAUUACAAUACUUAAAUUUCAUAAUAGCAUUAUUCUUCUACAUUUAUUUUAGACAUAUUCAUCUUAUUGGUAAAUAUAAUAAAUGAUAUUUUGUGCGACAACCUUUUUCUGAUUCGUAAAGUAUACAUGCAUACGAAAAUGAUCUA
Molecule: messenger RNA, 1572 nt
Organism: Mya arenaria
Lineage: Eukaryota; Metazoa; Mollusca; Bivalvia; Myida; Myidae
Exons: 1
Coding region: 126-1205 (359 amino acids)
Source: RefSeq, a predicted model, not a curated record